AUGAAUAUCUCUGAGGAGGAGAGACAGGGCUUCGAUGGCAGUGGCUCCCACCAAGAGAACAUUGUCUUCUCUACAUUUUACAUCCUGAUUUUCAUCAUUGCUGUGCCUGGGAAUGCUUUGGUGCUGUGGGCCUUCUUUUACCACAGCAGUACAUCUCCAUCUGUGGUCUUCCUGAGGCAUCUUUCUGUUGCAGACAUGUCUUAUAUGCUCAUUUUACCCAUGCGUAUAAUUUACCACCUGUCUGACAGCCACUGGCCUUUUGGACAUGUGCUCUGUCAACUAUCAGGCUUCCUCUUUUACCUAAACUUGUAUUGCAGCCUCUACUUAAUGAGUCUGAUCAGCCUUGACAGAUUUCUGGCUGUGGUUCUACCUAUAAAAUCACAGUCAGUUACGAAGGCUAAAUAUGCGAAGGUAGCUGUUGGCUUUCUUUGGGUGAUAGUUAUUGUGUCUAUGAGUCCAAUAUUUAAAAAAAAAAAGAAAAUGACCAACAACUCAACUGGCAUCUGCACGAUGCUGUACUUAGAAAAUACAUCUCACACUGCUUUGGUUUCCACAAUUGUGGCAUUUGUUAUUCCCCUUACCACCAUAGUGGUUUCCUAUGUACUGAUUCUGUUAAAACUACGGACAGUCAAACAACAAGAGGAACGACCAGGGAAAGACAAAGCCAUAAAAAUGAUCCUCGUCAUUGUGAUUAACUUCCUUCUUGCAUUUUUACCUUACCAUGUCAGCUGGGUAAUCUAUAUUGAAAUUCAGAGUCAUAGCAAUAUGGCUGCAACAAGCCGCCAGUCACUGGGAAGAGCCAAUCAGAUCACAUCUGCACUUACCUGUGUCAGUGGUGUACUGGACCCUGUCAUGUAUUUCUUCCUGAACCAAGCAUACAGGAACAAAUUGCUCCAGUUUUGCUGUAAAAAUAGGGCAGGUGACCAAUAA
Messenger RNA from Xiphias gladius (swordfish), 930 nucleotides. Its product is annotated as uracil nucleotide/cysteinyl leukotriene receptor. Gene Ontology annotation, cellular component: plasma membrane. Gene Ontology annotation, molecular function: G protein-coupled receptor activity. Gene Ontology annotation, biological process: G protein-coupled receptor signaling pathway. The record is from RefSeq and is a predicted model, not a curated record. NCBI's taxonomy places the organism in Eukaryota, Metazoa, Chordata, Actinopteri, Istiophoriformes, Xiphiidae.